AUGGCUUCUGAUUCUCAGACUGCAACUGCAACUACAUCUGAAAAGUCACUGGAGAACAAGGUGGAGGCUAAGUUGAUGGAAAAAGAGAUUGUAUUGCCAGAGACUACUGAUGUGGUGGAAGAUAAACCGGUUUCAGAUUCAAACCUGACUGUUACAAAGGAGGAGAACAUUAAUCAAACUCCUGGUGGUGAGCCUGAGAAAGAACCACAUGUGGAGGAGGUUGCAGUAGUUGUGAAAGCAGAGGAAUCUACAGAGAAGGGGACAGAUGAAAAUGGUGAGGAGAAGGUAGCUGAACAAGUGGAGCUAAAAGAACCAACCCUUGUGAAAGAGAGUGUUGAAGAAGUUAAUGUUGAGGCUGCUGAUGCAGAGAAAGCAGAAGAGGAAGGAAGAGAUGAAAAUGGUGAGGAGAAGGUAGCUGAACAAGUGGAACCUAAAGAAUCAACUCCUGUGAAGCAGAGUGUUGAAGUUAAUGUUGAAGCUGUUGAUGCAGAGAAAGCAGAAGAGGAAGGAAGAGAUGAAAAUGGUGAGAAGAAGGUAGCUGAACAAGUAGAACCUAAAGAACCAACCCUUGUGAAAGAGAGUGUUGAAGCUUCUGAUGCAGAGAAAGAAGAAGGGAAAGGAAAAGAUGAAAGUGGUGAGGAGAAGGUAACUGAAGAAGUGGCGCUUAAAGAAUCAACUCCUGUGAAAGAGGGUGUUGAAGAAGGUAAGGUUGAAGUUGCUGAUGCAGAGAAAGCAGAAGAGAAGGGAACCGUGGAAAGUGUCUCUAAAGAAGACAACAAAGAUAAGGAGGAGACCAAGGUGGUUGACAUAAGUGAGUCAACAGAAGGCAAACAGGUGGGACAAGUUGAUGUUCAACUUGUUAAAGAAGUACCUGAAGAGCCUGUAGAAGACAAGAUCAAAGAUGUUAAGGUUCUUGAAGUGGAGCCAAAGAUAGAGGCUUCUGAAAAAGUUGAGACUCAGCCUGAGAAAGCAAAUGAAUUGGCAACAGAUAUUGAAGUAGUGAAAACAGAGGAAACAACAGAACAAGCUAAGGUUGAGCUUGAGGGAAAGCUGGAGGAUACCAUUGUUGUUGAGACCAAAGACUCCACUAUCAACUCCAAGGAUGAACAGACUUCUGAAUCUGGUUCUAUUGUAAACCAAGAGCCAGACAAUGCCCCCGCAAAAGAGACUGAAGGAGACGCUUCUUCUCCUGCUGAUGCCAUUGAGAAAGCCAUCACCGAAGAGAAGCAUGUAGUGGACGAGCCAUCAAAGGAUGAGCAAGAGAAUGUCACUAAAUCAACUGCAGAAGUAGAAGAAAACAUUAAGAAGGACACUGAAACACCUGCUGCAGAUGUCAAGAGUGAAGAGACUUUGAAAGAAACUGAAGGAACCAAACAAGAAGCAAAAGCUGUAGAAACAGAACCUGUUGUUAAAGAGAUUGAAGAGCCGAAACAAGAAGCAGAAGUCACAACCAAAGAAGUUGUUAAGCAAAAGAAUACAAACAGCAUCAUGUCAAAGGUGAAGAAGUCUCUUGUUAAGGCAAAGAAAGCAAUCAUUGGAAAAUCUCCAAGCUCUAAGACCAUCACAACUCAAGAAGCAAAAGAAGAGAUCAAAGCCAAGUGAUAAAAGAAAAGAGUCAUGGAUUCUUUAAAGUCUUUCAAGGUAUUUUAAAUUUAUUUUGUUGGUUUUGUUUAUUGUGUUGGGAGAAAAAAGAACAUUCUUUUUAUUUUGUGUUUAUGGCUUUGUGUGGUUAUAAACUUAUGUCUGUAAAACCUACAAAGAUUUGGCUUUGUGUUAUGGAUGUGUGUUUGAGAAAUUGUAUUCCAUCAUUCAUUAACAUUUUUACGUUCC
This is a messenger RNA of Eruca vesicaria subsp. sativa (arugula), 1830 nucleotides long. The record is from the annotation of a GenBank genome assembly. Lineage: Eukaryota; Viridiplantae; Streptophyta; Magnoliopsida; Brassicales; Brassicaceae.